Molecule: messenger RNA, 5010 nt
Organism: Pocillopora damicornis (cauliflower coral)
Lineage: Eukaryota; Metazoa; Cnidaria; Anthozoa; Scleractinia; Pocilloporidae
Source: RefSeq, a predicted model, not a curated record
AUGAAGAAAACGACUUUGAGUCCAGGGGGAAAAGAACGAUUCGAGGCCGCCCAGCAACUCGGCUGUUUUCCACGAAGCGGAGAUAAGAUGAGAAACUUACCUGGACCUUCUGGAGAAAGAGGAGGUGGGGAUAUCUUAAGGAAGACUGCCAAAGAUGUUUUCGACGAAAAAGAGAAAGAAAUUAAAGAAAUUCGAAGCUACUGGCAGGAAGAAUAUAAAAUCAAGGUCGGCGAGGUCGCUAAUCUUAAAGCUGCUCUUAAGGAAGCUGUUGAAUCGCGAAACACAGAGGUAGAAGAACUCAGAAUAUCCUACGAAAAUACAAUACGUGUCCAGAAUAGCGAGAUUUCCGAACUGAGACGUUCUCUAGAUGAACUUAUGGCGACCAGAGAGGAGAUUCUUGCCUCUGCGGAAAAAUCAACGGAAAGUAAGUUACGCGCGAAAGACGCAGAAGUGACGAGGUUGAGAAUCUGGCUCGAGGAGGCAAAAAAGUCCAAUGCUCAGGGAAGAGAGGUUUUGCAUUCGUACCAAGGAAGGCUGCGGGAUAAGGAAAUGCAGAUAGAAGAACUUGAAAAAUCAAACAAGGAGACUGUCAAGGCUCUGGAACAGGAAUUGGCCAAAUUAAAAGCGAUUUUAUCAGAGCUUAUCGAAGAAAAAAAUGAAGACAAUGAAAGUUCAAAGCGCACCCUUGAUAGCGUAAUAGAAGAAAAGGAAAAGCAGAUGGCGAUGAUUAAAGAAUCGUCAGAAAAUUUUAUAACCAUUAAAGUUGAAGAAAACGAACGAAAAGAAAAAGAUAUUCAACGCCUUCAAGCAGAGUUAACCGGUAAAGAAGCAGAAAUUGAGCUGUUAACAGAUUCUGUUACUAAAUUACAAAGUAUGAUAGUAGAACACAAGAACGAGAGGAAGAAACUGGAAGAAGCUUUACGUUCCGCUUCUGAGUCAAGUAAAAAUGAGAUGGAAGUGGUUCAUAAAUGCCAGCAGCAACUUUUAGAGCAGAAAGGAAAGCAGCUGAUAUCAACAGAAAUGAUGAUAAAAGAAAAGGACAGACGCAUAGAGGAAUUGUCUGCCAAACUCGGGUUCAUCGAGGCACAGUUGGCAAGCGAGCUGUCUCAGAAAGAGGACAAGAAAGAAAGCAAUUCAGAUAAACCUUUGAUGAAUGAAUUGAAUGACAAACAGGUGUUAUCAGGUGAUGUCCGAGCAAAAGAAGACAAAAUAAGCGACCUUCAGAAAAAGUUUGGGAUAGAAUCUCAGGAGAAACAACUCUUGCAGCAGGAAUGCAAUUCACUGAAACAAGACCUUGAUAACUGGAGAUGUGCAAUGAAGAUGAUAGAGGAGGAGAGAAAUUCCCUUGAGAAUGAAGUGAAACGAGUGGUAAGUGAGCUAGAGAAUAAGGGCAGCAUUUGUUGCGAACUUGAAUACAAGCUUCAGUCGUUAGACUCUGUUCGACUAAACCUUGAAGACGUGAUUGGCCAGCUUCGUAAAGAAAACGCGGAUUGCUCCCAAGAACAAAAGAGUCUGGAAUUUGUCAUCCGGGAGAGAGAUCGAGAGAACAACAUGUUGAAGGAAAAAUUGAUCAUUUCUGAAAGAUUUUCUUUGGAAAUGGAGCAUAGGGCUGCGAAAGAGCGGAAUAAAGCGGAUUUGAUAGAAAAAUUAGAAAAAAAGUUUGAAGAAACUCAGCAAGAGAAUGAGAAACUUAAGAUCGACCUUGAUGAGAGAGAGAAAGACGUAGCGAACUUAAGCAGCUUACUAGAAGAUACAAAACAGCAAGAACACAAACUGGGUGCGGAGCUGGAUCAGCUCUCUGAAGAGCUAGAAAUACUAAAAGAAAAGUAUGCACAAGGAAACGCUGAAAAAGAGGCGUUAGAGAGGUCUUUAACAAAUUCUGUUUCCCUGAAACAAAAAGAUCUUGACAUAUUGCAAGAACAAUUUGAUAAAAGUACCAGGGGUUGGAAAAAAGAGGUAGAGAAGCGGGAACAAUUCUGGAAAGAAGCCCUGAGAGCCAAAGAUGAUCUUCUGAAAGAGGUGAAAGUAUCCUUUGACGAAACGGGAAAGUGCAAAGAGGAAGAAAUUGAAGAACUUAAGAAAUCAUUGCAAGAAGCAAAAUGGGAGUUCCACUCAGAGAGAGAAACUCUGGAAAAAAGGCUAAAAUUUAGAGAGGAGGAGAUCUAUUUUCUUGAGGAGACAUUUGAAGGAAAUUUACGGGAAAAAGAAGAAAAGCUUGCGGGACUUGUAGCUGAUACCAAGGACAUACUACAAAAAAGCGACGAAAGGGAAAAAGAAAUGGAAAAAUGUAAGGCAGAAAUGGACAAACUGACGGAAAUACUGGAUCAGACUGAAAUACUGCGACUAAAGGGACAGGAGCUUACUGAAAGCAAGGAAAGAAUGGCAGAACUUGAAGUUAGCUUACGAGAGAGAGCAGAGCUAUUAGAGAAUGCUGAGACAGAAAUCAGGGAACUUCACUCCCGGGUAAACAAAGAAGAACAAAAACACGCUGUAGAAGUAAAGAGUGUAAUUCAGUCGGCCGAAGAAGGAUUCAAAGAAAGAGAAAAUGUUGCCGAAAGAAUGAAGGCUAUAAUACAAAAAAACGCCGUCAAAUAUCGUCUAGCUGUGCGAAAAAAGGAGGAUAUGAUUUCAGGUUUAAAGAGUACAUUGGAAAGUUUGGAAAAAGAUACAGCAGACAUGCAAGUCAACUUAGCGACUGUUAUCCAAGAAACAAGUGAAAAUGAAGCGAAACUAAAACACGAUUUGAAAGAACUUGAAGACGAAAAAGUAUCUCUGGAAAACAAGUUGUCUGAGCUGAAAAAAUGUUUGGAGAAGCGCGAUGAAGAGUUGAAAAUACAUGAUGAUGAAAAACAGAGGAUUCUAGAUUCGCUAACUCGCGAGAGGCUCAGUUGGAAAGAAUUAGAAGAAAUUUAUCAAUCGCUAAAAUUGGAAGCGGAACAAAAAGAGCAAACUUUGCGACAAAAAACACAUAAGUGUGAAGAUUUGGAACGAGAGUUAAAAGAUUUCAGUCAAGUGAAGUCUUUGUUGCAGUCGGCCAAAAGAGGAAAAGCUUUAUCAGAUGAAGCGAAACGAAAUCUUAUUCACCAGUUAGAUGUGCUGAAGCGAGAUUCUGAUGCGAAAGAGGGUAAAAUCGAGAUUUUGGUACAAAAGAUUAAGAUGCUCAAAAAGAACCAUUUCGAAACAGCUCAAAAGCAGGAAAAGCUGGAAGAAAAUGUGGUCACUUUACAGAUUAAGCUAAAUGAGAGAGAGACAGAGAUAGAUGAGUUGGAGAAAGGUCGAGCAAUCACAGAAGAGGAAGCAUCCCGGCAACUGGAGCUUCUGGAAGACAUGAGACUAAAAAAGGAGGAAGUGGCAGAACAGUUGACGGAACUUAAGGAAGUAGUAAAUUCACAAAAGGCAGAAUUAGGGGAAGCAAAACGGAAAGAGAAUGAGUUAAAACAGGUUGUUCAAGAGCUAAAGGAAAGUUUAAAUGAAAACGAACUUAACACCAGAGCGCUCGUUUCAAAUUUCAAGGAUAGCAAAGCCGACAAUGAAAGAACCUGCUCAGAAUACGAAAACUUCAAGACAUCUGCACUGACAAAGCAAGACCAUAUGCAGAAUGAAUUGGAUUAUUUGCACUCCAAAUUGGACAGACAUGAAGAAUUGCUUGCCUUGCUAAAGAACGAGAAGGAAAGUUUGUUAUCAGAACUUGACAAGACUAGACAAGCCGAUCACAAUACCAGAGCAACAUUUGAAUAUUAUGUUGUAAAUCUUAAAGGAGAGAACGAUAGCCUUUCACAGAAGAUUUCGUCUUUGAAUGAAGAAUUGAAGCUCAGAGUUGCAGAUAAUUCAGAGCUUCAAACUACCCUAACUUCUGCUAAUGUUUCAAAAGAUUUUCUGUUGCAGGAAAUUGAGAAUUUGAAAGUUUCUUCCUCGGCUAAAGACGCGAGCUUGUGUGAGACUCACAAAUCGCUGGAGGCUAUUCAAAAGAAGGAAAGCUCCCUGGAACACGAGGUAAAGAGUUUGGAGUUUAGGCUAAACCUUGAAAUGAGCGAGAAGAAUAAUUUGAUACAGAAUUUCGAAGAAGUGAAAAAUACAACUAUACAAUUAAAGCAAAAAAUGGACGACGUGCUUCUGGAAAAGGAGAACAUGAUAAAAAGUUUGGAGAAAAUGAUGCUUCGAACGAAACAAGAAAGCGAAAGUCUUAAGGCACAGCUCAAAAAGUACGAUGCCGAACUGAGGGCCGACAAGAAAUGUGUUGCAGGUCUUUUGGAAAAGCGAAAAGAGAUGAGUGCUCAAAUUGAAUCGCUGAGAAAGGAUAAAGAAAUCUUGUCAGUCUCUCUCAAAGACAUGGAUAUGCUUCCGGUAAAACUCAAGGCUACGCAAGAAUCAUUAGACAAGACGAAAUAUUUGCUUAAAGCUGUGAAAGAAGAGUUGAAAGAAAAGACAGAAGAAAAGAACUACCUGUCAAAAGCUGUUCGUGACUUGGGGUCCACGAAUGCAGAGUUAAAGGAAAAACUUGAGGUGCAAACUACAAUUAAAGAAGCUGAAUUGACAUUAAUGAGGAAACAGCUUGAAGACAAAAAUAAAGAGUUCUAUGAUCUUAAAGUGGCUAAUCAAGGAUUUGGAGAGUUCACUCAAGAACGAGACAACCUUUCAUCAAUCAGUAGCACGCAGGUAUGAGUUUCCGAUGUACAUAUAACUUUACCAAAUGAUCAGUUACAACAAGAAAUUAAUGUAUUGCAAGACAGGAAUAAGACUGACCUCACUAACUUAAAAAAGUCUCUCGAUGAUGCUAUUGAAAGGGAAAUAUUCGUGCGAGAUAAGUGCAUCGGGAACCCCAGUGCUCACACCACUGAAAAAGUAGACAACAAAACAGCUCAGAAACUAAAGGGACUUUACCUCAGGGUAUCCGAACUUGAGACGCAAUUAGAGCGAGAAAGAAGCGAACAUUUGUCGUCCAUCGCGCGUGCUCGAGAACAAGGAAGAGCUUUAUCACAAGAGGGUUGUGAGCUCAACAAGGUUUAUUAA